UAUAUUAAACAGUUAGUCACUCUGGCUCAGUCGUGUGUUUUGAGUAGGUAUACAAAAUGUUGCUCGUGCUAAGCAUUUUAUUUGCAUCAUUAGCGCUUUAUUGGUUCGGAAAUAAAAAUUUUAAUUAUUGGAAAGAAAAAGGAAUAAAACAUGACCCUCCAUUGCCAUUUGUCGGAAAUAAUCUGAAACAAUUCAUGCAGAAAGCAAGCAUUGCAAUGACCGCUAACGAUGUAUACAAUAGAUAUCCCGAAGAGAAAGUUGUAGGAUUUUAUCGAGCAUCAGCACCAGAGUUGGUUAUCAGAGAUCCAGAAAUUGCAAAACGAAUUAUAAUGUCAGACUUCAAUUAUUUUACUGCUAGAGGCUUGAAUCCGCAUAGAACAGUGGUGGAACCAUUGUUAAGAAAUCUUUUCAUUGGUGAAGGUGACUUAUGGCGUCUUUUGAGACAAAAUCUUACUCCGUUAUUCAGUACUGGUAAACUAAAAGCUAUGUUUCCACUUAUAAUAGCUCGAGCUGAGAGACUCCAAGCUCUUGCUGAUGAAAUAACAGGACAAGAUUUUUAUGAUGCUCGAGAACUAAUGGCAAGGUAUACAAUCGAUUUUAUUGGAGAAUGUGGUUUUGGAAUAAGUAUGGAUACGUUAACUGAAGAAAACAACCAGUUUAGACGACUUGGAAGGCGAAUCUUUGAGAGAAAUCUCAGAGAUAAUAUUUAUUUUGCAAUCAAAUUUAUAUUCCCAGAACUUUCAAAAAAUAUGAAAUUGUUAGCCCCAGAACUAGAAAAGGGAGUAUUGACUUUAGUUCAGACAGUUAUACAAGAAAAAAAAGGAAAACCAUCUGGUAGGUGUGAUUUUAUUGAUUUAAUGUUGGAAAUAAGAGAAAAAGGAAAUAUAAUUGGAGAGUCUCUAGAUAAGAAAAACCCAGAUGGCACACCUAAAAUAGUGGAAAUAGAAUUAGAUGACAUUUUAAUGUCUGCUCAAGUUUUUACAUUUUUUGCUGCUGGCUUUGAAACAUCUUCAACCGCGUCCAGUUAUGUUUUACAUCAAUUAGCUUUUAACCCAGAUUGGCAAGUAAAACUACAAGACGAAAUAGACAAGGUUCUAGCAAGACACAAUAACAAACUAUCCUACGAAGCUAUUAAGGAAAUGAAAUAUUUAGAAAUGGCAUUUUAUGAAGGUAGUAGAAUGUAUCCCUCCGUUGCAUAUUUAGUCAGAAUGUGUACUGUACCAGAGUAUACAUUCCCUGAAUUAAAUUUAACAAUUAAUGACGGAGUAAAAGUUUUUAUUCCUGUUGCUGCCUAUCACAAUGAUGAAAAAUACUUUAGUAAUCCCGAGGUAUUUAAUCCAGAAAGAUUCCGAUACGGUAUUAAGGAAGACGUUAAAAAAGGUAUAUAUAUGCCUUUUGGCGACGGACCGAGAUCUUGUAUUGGUACAAGACUUGGAAUGAUGCAGGCGAUGGCUGGAUUAGCAGCGGUGUUGCAGAAGUUUUCCGUGGAGCCUGCAGCAUGCAGCAAGCGGAUACCUGAUCCAGAUCCAGCCGGGAUUAUAACGGAAGGUUUUCUAUCUGGACUGCCUCUUAAGUUUAAGAAGCGUGUGAAGUCUUAAAGUUAGUUUCCUAUACCGUGACUCGUCACAGGCCAGUCACUCGCUCAGUAGAAGCACAGCGUUAGUGCCUAGGGUUUAUGGAUAACUCUGACUGAUUCAGCAACGCCUGGCUAACGUCAGCUGUUGUCAAUCAGCCAGAGUGAGGAUAAAAGGAUCAUUCGCCACCAUUUAAAUUGAUAUUGCCAAUAUGUGUCGUAGUGAUGCAAAAUAUUUUUGAUUUUAUAUUGUAUCACUAAGUAAAUCGUUAUUAGUAUUGUAAUAUUUUUUGUUUUGAUAUAUUUGAUAUAGGUAAUUUAGUAUAAGUGUUAAUAAUCUGCCGAGUUUGAUAUCAAACUUCAUUUACAAAUAAAUAUUUUAAUAAGUAUUCAUUUCACUAUUUAAGGGGACGGUACACCUAAGGUUUCGUUUAUUUAUUAAAAUAAUACGUUGUUAAUAUAAUAAAGAUUUACAUAGUGCAUAAUAUAAUAAUAUUAUAUAGAUAUUAAGCUUUUGGACUGUUUAAUAUGAAUUUCAUAAUAUUAUUUAUUAAACAUCGACUAUUAAAAACAUUGAAAGUGAAAGUGGGCCAAAAUAACGUCAAUAUUUAUUUAAAAAAUAGAUUGCACGGCCUUCCUCGACAAUUAACAAUUAUUUUGAAGAUCGUUUUCUUAAUAAUAUAGGUUAAAAAUAUAAUUUCGAUGAGCGGGUGUAGGUUAUCAUUGUUAAUCUAUCCUAUAAGAUUAUGUUCCAAAUAUACAUAUUUUUGACACGAAUAUAAUUUGAAAUUUGCAGUUAAAUAUCUUGCGAAUGUCACAGAAAUUUUAUCGUGAUCAUCUGGGAGUUCAAAUCACAAACUGUUACUUGAAAUAAGUAUCUAGAAUUCUUAAACUUCUCAUAUGUUUUUAUAUAUUUUUUAAAUUAUUCAGGACUUUGAAAGUCUUAAAAUGUAUUUGUUCACGGAGCACUGUGGUUCACCAAAUGAUGUUUAAAAUAACAAUUAUUUAUCGAAUGAAAAUCGAUAAUUGGUUUAACAUAUUUUUUAAAGAAUUAAAAUUUCAAAAAUAAUGAGGUUUUAUUGAAUUACUUUGUUUUCAUAAUGUACAUACUCGUAUGUAUUCUUAUUAUUUUAAGUAAUCAUUUUCUAUUUACCAACUACCCUGCUCUAGAAAUAGAAUAUUUAGUUUAAUCUUUUUAGGGGUAAAAUGAGGAAAAGUCCGUCUGUUUAUCACGCUGUAUGAACCACCAUGAACCGUGGUAGACAGUUAAAAUAUUCACUGUUGAUGUAUUUCUGUUGCUACUAUAAAAAAUACUAAAAACAUAACUUAAUGAAUAUGUAAGGGGAAAACAUAAUAACAAACGUGACGUUUUUGCUUUGUUAUAGAUGAUUAGAUGAUAAUACGGAACCCUUUGUGUACGAGUUGAAUUUGCACUUGGCCGGUCUUAUUAAAAGAUUUAAUAAUU
Plodia interpunctella (Indianmeal moth) is the source of this 3038-nucleotide messenger RNA. RefSeq names its product cytochrome P450 6B2-like. Lineage: Eukaryota; Metazoa; Arthropoda; Insecta; Lepidoptera; Pyralidae. The transcript is spliced from 2 exons. The record is from RefSeq and is a predicted model, not a curated record. The coding region runs from base 57 to 1598 and encodes 513 amino acids. Gene Ontology annotation, molecular function: iron ion binding; heme binding; monooxygenase activity.